Paramisgurnus dabryanus is the source of this 4093-nucleotide messenger RNA. NCBI's taxonomy places the organism in Eukaryota, Metazoa, Chordata, Actinopteri, Cypriniformes, Cobitidae. The record is from RefSeq and is a predicted model, not a curated record.
UUCAAAAGUAUGUGCUCAUUCAUGUGUAAUUACUUCCACCCCACUAAUCAAAGUAUUCUCGUAAGUGUAGAAUCUGCUAUUUAAAAUACAUACCGUUGUAUUGCUCUCUGGCUGAAUCCAUGUUGUGCCUCCAUCUUUGAAAUACAUUCGCCGACGAGGGACAUUUCUGAAAUUCAAGCUCCGCCUUUCGCGCUUUCAGAGUACACUCAAGCUGGCCGCGAGCGACAGGAAAAACAUCAAGACCAAAGUCAAUAUUGGAGUUAGUUUUCCAAGAUGGGGCUCAAUGGACACUGAAGUUGCUAAGUUACUUUCUAUCUUCUCCACAGAUAAGAUCAGUGAUUUGUGUUUGGAUGGAGAAAUAACGUCUUUAUCGUCAAAAGAGCGACAGACGGCACAAACUCUUUCCUGCAUCACCGAUGAAGAGACAUUGAGCUCACAGAGACCUUUAGAUAAAAAUGCAGAACAAAAACUCUUGACCUCCACCAGAUCUGAGAUCAGCUUCACUACCUUACAAAAGUAUAAACGUCAUCAUUCAAAAGUGCACAGAGAGAAGAAGAAGAAGAAGAAGAAGCAGUUUCACUGUCAGCAAUGUGGGAAGGAUUUUGGCUUCUUAUCUCAACUAAAAGUUCACGUGAGGUCACACAGUGGUGAAAAGUCUUUUUACUGCACUGAAUGUGGCAAAUUUUUCAGCACCAAACAAAGUCUUCAUUUUCAUCAGAGAAUUCACACUGGAGAGAAACCAUACGAGUGUCCUCACUGUGAGAAGAGAUUCAGCCAAAAACCUCAUCUAAAGACACAUAUGCUUAAACACACCAAUGAAAGACCGUAUCAGUGCAGUCAAUGUGACAAAACCUUUAAGGAUUCACGUUCAUUAAAAUCACACCAGAAUAUUCACUCUGAGGAGAAACGCUAUCCGUGUUCACACUGUGAUAAAGGUUUCUGUCAUAAAUCUAGUCUGAUAAUCCAUGAGAGAAUUCACACUGGAGAAAAACCUUACGUCUGCUCUCACUGUGGAAAGAGCUUCUCUCAUCCAAGUACUUUUAAAGCUCAUCAGAGAAUUCAUACAGGAGAAAAACCUUACGUCUGCUCUCAAUGUGGAAAGAGCUUCACUCUUCCAAGUACUUUUAAAGCUCAUCAGAGAAUUCAUACUGGAGAGAAACCUUACGUCUGCUCUCAAUGUGGAAAGAGCUUCACUCAUCCAGGUACUUUUAAAGCUCAUCAGAGAAUUCAUACAGGAGAAAAACCUUACGUCUGCUCUCAAUGUGGAAAGAGCUUCACUCUUCCAAGUACUUUUAAAGCUCAUCAGAGAAUUCAUACUGGAGAGAAACCUCAUCACUGUACUGUUUGUGGGAAGAGUUUCAGCAAAAAAUGUAAUCUAAAGAAACAUGUGCAUAUACACACCAAUGAGACCAUAUCAGGUUUUAGUGAGACACCAUAGAACUCAUACAGGUGAAAAACCGUUACAAAUGUUCUCAGUGUGAGAAGACUUUUACUAAGCCAGAUUCCUUAAAAGCCCAUUUGAGAGUUCAUACGUGAGAGAAACCUUACGGGCCCUAUUAUUCAUCCAGCGCAAUGAGCGACACAAGUGUCUUUCACUAGUUUCAACCUGGCGAAAUUAUCAUCUUCACGUUAAGCUUGGACCAAGUUGUUUAAAUAGCAAAUGCAUCUGCGCCCAAUUUUGCACCCAUGGGCGUUCUGGUCUGAAAAUGAGGUGUGUUCAGGUGCAUUCUUGGUGCGUUGCUAUUGUGAGGCAACUAAAAUAGACUACACCAUUAACCAACUAAAACCUGGUUUAAAGUCAAUGACGCAAUAUUGUUUUUGUUAUUUAAUGAGCGCAUUAGUAAUACGGGACGACAGUGCGCGUUUGCUUAGCACACCCAUGGAUGCGCAGCAGAACACAACCCUUUUAUAAUAUGAAAAAUUAAAGGAUUAAAAUGUAAAAGAUUAUUAUUGAGUCUCUUGGACUUAAAGGGACCACUUAACAUGUCCGCCCCAAAAAAAAUCAAUUCAUACUCCACACUCCAAACAGACGGGGGCAGUAUACCUCCAGAAAAGUGAGUUGGUCUAUUUUAAUUUAGCAGCUGCAAAUUUAGCAGCAUAUAUCAAGUUUGAUUUACAUUAGCAACUAAGUUAUCAUUAGUCACAAAAAAAAAACAUUCGGUCUCAUUAAAAUUGCAAUGUUUUCCGCUACGUUUCGUGCGUCCAUUUGGUGUUCAUUAUAAUCGGAGACAUUUCAAGCUUCUUAGCUAAUGUUACAUUUAAGCAUCAGCUUGGUAGAUAACGGGUGAAAACCGGAUCGGAUCCGUGGGUAGAGCUAACUUUUAAACGCUAACAGCUAAGGAUGCGCAAUAAUUUGCAUGCGAUAGUCAUUGCGCUUCUCGUCAGUGAAGCCGGUUUCUUGAUUAAAAGUGAAUCGCCAUCAGCUGCUUUCAGAUGGAAAAACAUGGCGCUGUCCGAGUGCUGAAACUGUUCUCUGCAUGUUUGUAAAUUCUUCAUCUCUUGUUUGUUACAAAUAAAGUAUUUUUAGAGCACAAACCUUUUCUUGCAUAUUUGCAGAUUAUUACACUGAUUUUGUAGGAUAUCCAUACAUUUACAGCAAAUAAAAGCUUGCUAUUUUACUUCCGUGACUGAAAGAAAAAGGAUUUUAAAGGUUUAAAUCUAAAAAAAAACAAUUUCGAUACAAAGGAAAUCAAUCUUAAACUGGUGGAAUUCUUCUUCUUUCAUUUUUCGGUUUACAAAUUCCACUUUCUAAAUCGAGAUAAGGCAUGAUGCCUACACAACUGUCUUUUAAAGGGGAUGAGAGCUGAGACUCUCAUUGGUUAAUUGCACGUUAUGCCCAAAACACACCCAUUACGAGAAUAGGAACGACCCUUUUAGACCGUGCGCUUGGCGCAUAAAUGAUUUUCCUGUCUUUAAAGAGUAACUAAACCCCUGGUCAGAGCCUGACCUCACCCACUGGCAAUAUUUGAAAAAUGCAAGAAAAGUGGGCAGAUCCCAACGGAGAUAGAGGGGACGAACUAAGCUCGUACCAAGUGUGUGGUGAGAUCGUAACAAGGGCGUGGUGAGCUUGAAACUGCUUACGUCACGAGUCAUUUUUUGGACCCAACAUCCAAUAGGAAAAUUCAACUGCAAUAGCCACCGUUCAACCUGAAGAGGGCAGCACUCAGACGUUUUUACACCAUAUAUUGCAGUAUUGAAACACUUUAUAUCUAAAUGUCACAAAACUUACUAAAAUCAAUGAACAGCACUAAUAAAGCAUCAUUCUUACAGAUCAUUAACUAAAAAAAGUUGGUUUAGGGUUUAGUUACUCUUUAAAUUAGCAGAAGUGGAAUCGGACACGCCCAUUUAGACCUGCGUGCAUGCGCUUUAGACAGUGCGUUUAGAUUGUUAAAAUAGGGCCAUACGUCUGCGCGAUCUGUGGAGAGAGAUUCACUAAUGUAAGACCUCAUCAGAAGAAACAUACUGAAGAACAAACUGAUCUGUGAAAAAGACUUUGGGUUGAAAAUAACACAGCAUUUUUAAAGUGUAAAACUAAUAAAUAAAACAAAUGACUCUGCUGUACUUACAUUUACAAAUGUUAUGUUAUGUAUUUAUUAAAUGAUGUAACAAGCAAAACGUGUCUCUUAAAGGAUAAGAUCUGAUUUUAUUCUAAUAAAUGAUCAAAUACUUGCUAAGAGAAAGAAUUAUAUUUAGUUUAACAUCUCCAGUAGAUAGCAGUAGAGUCACACUGUGAAUACAUCUGAAGGAUGCUUUGAAGGCAGCUCUGUUUCGUGCCCUUCAUUUGGCAACUUUUAAAGGAUGAACGAGCUGUGGGAGCAUCAACCCCUGAAUUGGGAUCCAUCCAUGGCUCCUUCUUCACAGCCUUGGCUAUCUCAAGACUCAAUGCGGGCCUGUGACGUACGGGUAUUUUGAAAUAACCAUUCAGAACUGUAGUUGAAUAAAAAAAAUUAGCAAAUGUAAAAGUUUAUUGGCUGUUGAAAAUGAUGAGAUUUGUUAAGAGCAGGAUGAAUGAAUGAAGUGUUGAGCGUCUUCUCUCUCCAGUACAGCAGGAGGCGCUGCAGCUCUUUAGUACACAAAUAAACUCACUAAAGAA